GGGGACGUGGGGGCGGGGAGGGACGGGUGAGCUUGGCGCAAAGCCUGCUGGGGCAUGGAGUCCUAGUGAGCUUUGUGCGCAUGUGCGGGAAGGUGAGGGUGUUUGGGGGGCCUCGCCCUGGAGAGUGAGGUGCUGGUGACUUGAACCCAGGUGGCCUCAUGGAGUCGCCCACGCCCCAGCCUGUGAAGCAGGAGAAUCUGGCCGUGGAGACCCUGACGCUCGACUCCCCGUGGCAUCGCUUCCGCCAUUUCCACCUGGGUGACGCGGCAGGGCCACGGGAGGCCCUGGGGCUGCUCCGUGCCUUGUGCCGGGACUGGCUCCAGCCGGAAGUGCACACGAAGGAGCAGAUGCUGGAGCUGCUGGUGCUGGAGCAGUUCCUGAGCGCCCUCCCUCCAGACACUCAGGCGUGGGUGUGCAGCCGCCGGCCCCAGAGCGGAGAGGAGGCUGUGGCGCUGCUGGAGGAGCUCUGGGGCCCAUCAACCUCUCCAGAUCGCUCGUCGGCAAUGAGGGCACCUCGGGAUACGACAGAAGGCUCUGGGGUCAGUGUUGGAAAGGAAGAAAGUGGGGUGAUUCCUUUAGGAACCGUGGCCUCGGGGACAGAGGUGGCCGCAACGGGGAACGCUGGAGCCACGCGCCCCUACAAGCAGGAGCCAGGCAGCCCCCCACCGGCCCCGCUGGCACCCGUCCUCCCUGCCUUCCUGGCGGCCCCCGGCACUGUGUCGUGCCCGGAGUGCGGCAAGUCUCCCCUGAAGCCGGCUCACCUGCUGCGCCACCGGCAGAGCCACUCUGGUGAGAAGCCACACGCGUGCCCGGAGUGCGGCAAGGCGUUCCGGCGCAAGGAGCACCUGCGGCGCCACCGAGGCACGCACCCCGGCAGCCCCGGGCCUGCGCUGCGCCCCCUGCCGGCGCGCGAGAAGCCACACGCAUGCUGCGAGUGUGGCAAGACCUUCUACUGGCGCGAGCAUCUGGUACGCCACCGCAAGACACAUUCUGGCGCGCGGCCCUUCGCUUGCUGGGAAUGCGGCAAGGGCUUCGGUCGGCGCGAGCACGUGCUCCGCCACCAGCGUAUCCACGGGCGGGCUGCCGCAGUGCAACAAGGGACCGCAGCAUCUGGCCCGGAGGGGGGCGGUGCUUUCCCACCCUGGGCCCUGGGGUAGCUGUGGUUCCAAACACGCGCUACAGGGUAUCAUCCCCUUAGA
Messenger RNA from Acomys russatus (golden spiny mouse), 1199 nucleotides. It is a transcript of the gene Znf444, whose product is annotated as zinc finger protein 444. The transcript is spliced from 4 exons. The record is from RefSeq and is a predicted model, not a curated record. Gene Ontology annotation, biological process: regulation of transcription by RNA polymerase II. Bases 159 to 1157 code for a protein of 332 amino acids. NCBI's taxonomy places the organism in Eukaryota, Metazoa, Chordata, Mammalia, Rodentia, Muridae. Gene Ontology annotation, molecular function: DNA-binding transcription factor activity, RNA polymerase II-specific; RNA polymerase II cis-regulatory region sequence-specific DNA binding.